Messenger RNA from Aricia agestis (brown argus), 1005 nucleotides. RefSeq lists its product as uncharacterized. Lineage: Eukaryota; Metazoa; Arthropoda; Insecta; Lepidoptera; Lycaenidae. The record is from RefSeq and is a predicted model, not a curated record. The transcript has 5 exons. Bases 1 to 966 code for a protein of 321 amino acids.
AUGGUCUCCGCGGAACAAACCAAAAAAGAUGAAGUUCCAAAAUCGAGUGAUAAAAAAAUUAAGUCAGCAGAAGUUAAACUUAGUAAAAUAUUAAAUAAAAUAAACAGUCUCAACUUAAAUUGUUCCUUUUUAUCUAAAGUAGAAUUGCCUAAGAAGAGUAAGUCGCGCCUAAACAUUAUCAACAUUUACGGUUUUGUGCUGAUUGCUAUUAUUUUUGGUUUUGUUUGGUGUAUUUUAGGGGGAAAAUAUUCGAGCUGCAUCCUAGAAAUGCCUCCAAACGCAAAGUCCAUGUUUCGAGCGCCCGAAGACUGCUCAAUGUGUAUGGGAGUGGAGAACAUUACGCGACUUUCCGACAUCAGUUCUGAAGAGUUUGAGGAAUACUACGCGUACACCACUAAACCUGUCAUAGUCACUGACGCUACUGAGGACUGGAGAGCUAUGAAAGAAUUCGAUUACAAAUUCUUCGCGGACUUCUACCGCAACGGUAAAAUGGGGAGGAAGACAAACGAUUGCUUCUACUUCGCUUACAAGUCGGGGCUGGAUUCCUUGGAUGCUGUAUUCAACAUGGAUGAUCAGCGAGCUAACCUCUCUGGUGACCCGUGGUACGUCGGCUGGAGCACUUGCUACGACGAGGAAACGAGGAAACUCCGGGCUUAUUAUAAGCGACCGUACUUCUUACCGAAAACAGCGGAGAGCGAUAUGGUGGAUUGGAUCUUCAUGGGCGGGCCGGGCCAGGGUGCGCACAUGCAUGUGGACAGCGUGCGGCACAUGUCGUGGCAGGCGCAGGUGCGCGGGCGCAAGCGCUGGGAGCUGGCGCCGCCGCCGGAGUGUCUGUACACCUGCGCCUGGAUCACCUUCACCGUGGAACCCGGCGAGAUCCUGGUGGUCGACACCAACCGUUGGUACCACAAGACCACGGUCCUGCCCGGGGACAUCAGCAUCACUAUUGGAGCUGAAUAUGAUUGAAGAUUUCAUUGUUUACCCCACAGACAGGAAUAUAAUAAA